Raphanus sativus (radish) is the source of this 2233-nucleotide messenger RNA. RefSeq names its product glutathione S-transferase T3-like. The record is from RefSeq and is a predicted model, not a curated record. The transcript is spliced from 2 exons. Bases 743 to 1474 code for a protein of 243 amino acids. Lineage: Eukaryota; Viridiplantae; Streptophyta; Magnoliopsida; Brassicales; Brassicaceae.
GGUUCUUCUAGCAUAUCUGUUUGUGUUUUUUUAUCUGUUAUACUAUUUGUUUCUGUUAUCUGUUUGUGUUUUUGUUGUCAACAAGGGUGAUGGGUUACAUUAUCGGCAGCCUUGGGUGAUUGGUGUCCAGGAGCAACUCGAAAUCCUGACUAAGCGUGUGGAGGAGGCUGAGCAGCUGAUCAAGUGGGUACCGGAGCUCAAACAACAGAUUGAGGGACUGGAGGCAGAGGUUAAAGGCCUCACGGGGGUUGUUGAUCACCUCAACGCUGAGGUUUAUAACCUCACUGUGCAGGUUGGGCACUUGGAGAAGGUCUGCUUCGACUAAAAACAAAAGGUAACACUAAACUUGAACUAGAACAUUUAUUGUAGUUGUAGUGUAAUUAACUAGACUUGAACUAGGUAUAGUAGAAGUGCAACUGAACUGAAGUAGGUAAAGUAGAAAUCGUAGUACAGCUGAACUUGGAUUUUUUUCAUUAAUUGUAUUUUGGUUAGUUGCGUAAUGAAUGGUCGAGUUGCUUAAAACUGAUUUGAUGUGUAUAAUGAAUGCUCUCUGUCAACUAGUUGUAGUGUAAUUAAGUAUAAUGAAUUGUUGGUUGUUAGAGUAUGUUUAAUUUGUUGUCCUUUGAAAGCCAAAACUAGUUUAAAACAUAGGAAAUCCUCAUCUUAAAACACACAAACCACAUCUCAAACACACACAAACUUUAAAACCGAAACCAACUCUGAAAAUACAUCGCAAACCAAAAUGGAUCCUUUUUCCCUAAUAGCUUCCCAGAGCAGUGAAACAAUAGACAUAGGGUGUUCUGAGGUUCCUAAACCGGUGGAAAGGCGAAAGUGGACAACCAAGGAAGACGUGGUGCUGAUCAGUGCUUGGUUGAACACUAGCAAGGAUCCCAUAGUGAGUACUGACCAGAAGGCAGGGGCGUUUUGGAAGAGAAUUGAAGAGUACUUCAAUGCUAGCCCUCAGCUCGUUGGCUCCGUUCCUAGACCAUGGGGUCAAUGUAAGCAGAGGUUGGGAAGAGUGAAUGAGCAGGUUAACCGGUUUGUCGGAAGCCAUGAAACCGCAUUGAGGGAGCAAGCGAGUGGCACUAAUGAGAAUGAUGUCAUGAAGGCGGCCCAUGACAUCUUCUUGAAUGACUAUAAAGUCAAGUUCACCAUGGAACAUUGUUGGAGGGAACUGAGGUUUGAUCAAAAAUGGAGAUCAAACGUUCUCUCCAAAGAAGGUGCGAAGGAGAAAAGGAAGGACCCUGUGGAGGAGGUCGGUGAGGAGGAAGAUGUGAGGCCUCCUGGUAUAAAGGCAGCCAAACGCAAGAAGCACGGGAAAGAAGCAGCUUUUGAUAAGAUAGAGACCAUACUAGCAGAAAAAAAAAACAUCUCCAAACAGAAGGUCCUUGAACGCCUCCUAGGCAGAAAAGUUGAGACACUUUCUGAUGAAGAAGUGUGUCUGAAAAAAAAGCUCAUAUCUGAAAUGCUCUGAUUUGGUUAGUUGCUUAUUUUUAUACUUGUUUGAAUCUGAACUUGUUUGAAUAUGUUCUGUUAUACUUGUUUGAAUCUAAACUUGUUUGAAUCUGUUCUUCUUUACUUGUUUAUUGAAUCUGUUGUGUUCUUUUUUUGCAGGUCGCGAUUGCAGGAGGUGGAUGCGUGUGGAGGUGGAUGCGUGUGGAGGUGGAUCCUUGUUCAGUCUGUUUGUAUUAUGAGGCACGGGUAGUAGUGUAGGUCUGUUUCAAUCACGGGAAAGUGUAGAUUUUAUUUGUUUCUACACUUCUCUUUCCAUCACGGCUUUAAACAAUCAUGUAUGUUUAGUUUAUUUCUUCUGUUUUGUACUCACGGGUGUAUGUACCCGAUAUGUCUCUCAAUCAUGUAUGUUUGAUACUCACGGGUGUCACCAAAACUCUAUAUAUAACUAUGUCUUUGCUUUCUCUUUGUGCACCAAACUCUCAUUUCUCUCAUUUGUGCAACAAACUUUGAUUUCUCUCAUUUAUCUUUGUGCAACAAACUCUUUGCAACAAGCAUAUCUCAUUGGUCACUUUGCAACAAACUCUGAUCUCCUUUGUCUUUGCUAUUCUAGUAACUUUCUCACUUUUUUUUUUCUAACAUAAAUGUUCACUUUAUAACUAUAUGUAUUAAAAAUAUAACUAUAUGUAUUAAAAAUUCUAUGAAGAUAUAAAAAUGCAACUAUGUAAAUUCUUUAAAGAUAUAAAAAUUCUAUAAAGAUAUAAAACUUUUUAAAGAUAUA